Manihot esculenta (cassava) is the source of this 918-nucleotide messenger RNA. Its product is annotated as protein RGF1 INDUCIBLE TRANSCRIPTION FACTOR 1. The transcript is spliced from 4 exons. Lineage: Eukaryota; Viridiplantae; Streptophyta; Magnoliopsida; Malpighiales; Euphorbiaceae. The coding region runs from base 156 to 812 and encodes 218 amino acids. The record is from RefSeq and is a predicted model, not a curated record.
UUUUUAUUUAAAUUUAUUUUAAAAAAUAAUUAAUUGUUUAUCUUCACCUCCUAACAUUCCUUGUAUCUUUCUUUUUCAUCAACUUUUCUCUGUUCUUAUUAUUCUCUCCAAAUCCACUCAUCCUUUACACUCAGUUCAAUUUCUACUCAAAGGAAAUGGUAGGAUGCCAGAUUUAUAUAAAGGAAAAAGCAGAUUGGCUGAGUAAACUUUUGCAGAGCAAAUUCUUUAGUUCUUGUGAUGAUCAUCAAGAACUGAGAAAGAAUGAGAAGAAUGUAUUCUGCAUAGACUGUAAUCUUGAAUUUUGCAGGCAUUGUGUGAAGAAGGCUCAUUGCCUUCACCGCCAACUUCAGAUCUGCAAGUAUGUGUACCAUGAUGUUGUCAGGCUUCAAGACAUUCAGAAACAUCUAGAUUGCUCUAAAAUUCAGACAUACAAGAUUAAUGGCGAAAAGGCAGUGCAUUUGAAUCCCAGACCUCAAUCCAAAGAUUCAAAACCAUCAACCAAAGCAAAAUUUGGUGCUUCUUGUGAAGCUUGUGGGAGAUAUCUUCAAGAUUUGCCUAAUCGAUUUUGCUCUAUUGCAUGCAAGGUGUCAGCUGGAUCAGUGAAGAAAGAGCAAAAGCAUAAAAUGAUAACAUUCUCAAUUGGGCUUUCAUGGAAGGAAAACUACAAUGGAGAAAGAAAUUCAAGUGAAGAAGAGAAUGAAUAUUUAACUGAUAUGUCUGAGGAAACUCAAGGAUGGCUGAGUUCAGCAUUGAAGCCAAGGAGACAAUUGCACAAAAGGAAAGGAAUCCCUCGUAGGUCUCCUCUCUGUUAAUUCCAAACAAAAUCUUUUUUUUUUUUUUUUCCCUCCCCUCUUUCACCAAUCAUAUUUUAUCAAUAUACAAUUUUGGCUCAAAUGAAGGUACCCAAUUAAUUAAUUA